AUGAUGCCGCAGCUGGAGAUGAAUCCGCUCUGGGAGCUGGAGGAUGCACGGAGCGAGACGGCCGUUGUCCGAACUCAGGCGACGCGUUCUUGCGCAAGAGAGGCUGCAGUUGCGCUGCAGCUGACCGUGCGCGCACUGAGUGCCACGCGAAGGGGAGAGAGCAGGUGCGAGGCGGAGCGGCAGGCCCUCUUUCCCUGCAGCAGCACGGGCGGGUGGGCGGUGGUCUAUUCGUUUGACGAUCGCGCCACGGUCUCGACAGCCCGUGGCUGCCAGACGGCCUUUGGGAGCCUCGGCAUCUCGAGAUACAAUGGUCUUCAACCUGCUCCUCCUCCCACCAUACCACCGCCACUCGCCAUCAUGACCCUUGAAUACAUCAGCAUCGGCCGCCCGGCCGAAUAUGUCGUGCACGUCGAGCUGCAACGUCCCGACAAGAUCAACGCCUUCGUGCCGGCCAUGUGGGCCGAGCUGGGCCAAGUGUUUCGCCAGUUGUCGCGCGACCCCGACGUGCGCGCCAUCGUGCUGUCAGGUGCCGGCGACCGCGGCUUCACCGCCGGCCUGGACGUCUUUGCCGCCGGCGAGUGGAUGGGCGAGGCCUCGAGCCACCCGGAACCGGCCCGCCGUGCCACCAACCUCCGUCGUUUUGUCCACGACUUCCAGGCCUGCAUCAGUGCCGUUGAAGAGUGCGAGAAGCCCAUAAUCUGCGCCAUCCAUGGCAUCGCCUUCGGUCUCGCCAUCGACAUCGCCUGUUGUGCCGACAUCCGCAUCUGCACCCAGGACGCCCGCUUCAGCGUCAAGGAGGUCGACAUCGGGCUCGCUGCUGACAUCGGCACGCUCGCUCGCCUGCCUAAGAUCGUUGCGUCCUCCUCGUGGGUGCGUGACGUCUGCCUGACUGCCCGCGUCUUUCCUGCCGCCGAGGCCGAGGCUGUCGGCUUUGUCAGCCGCGUCCUGCCGUCCAAGGCUGCCGUCGUCGCUGUCGCCCUUGAAACCGCCACCCUCAUCGCUUCCAAGAGCCCGGUGGCCGUGCAAGGCACCAAGGAGCUUCUCCAGCACGCCCGAGACCACUCCGUUGCCGAGAACCUCCGAUACACGACCGUGUGGAACUCGGCAGCGCUUCAGUCCAACGAUGUUCAGGCGGCGCUGGUAUCAGGCAUGCAGAAGACCCGUCCGACAUUUGAGAAGCUGUAG
Grosmannia clavigera kw1407 is the source of this 1185-nucleotide messenger RNA. Its product is annotated as enoyl-hydratase isomerase family protein. The coding region runs from base 1 to 1185 and encodes 394 amino acids. Gene Ontology annotation, cellular component: mitochondrion. The transcript has 6 exons. Lineage: Eukaryota; Fungi; Ascomycota; Sordariomycetes; Ophiostomatales; Ophiostomataceae. The record is from RefSeq and is a predicted model, not a curated record. Gene Ontology annotation, molecular function: delta(3,5)-delta(2,4)-dienoyl-CoA isomerase activity.